AUGUCGACCAGGAGGCAGCCUCUCUCCACCAUCUCCAAUGUCGCUAAUUCCCCAUAUCGAGCGGUAGCUUCCACCACAACUAAACAAAAACGAUCAUACGCCAACAUACAACGCGAAGAUGCAUACGGGCAACCACCCCCGGCGAAAAAGCAGAUGCUAGAUGCACAUCAUCAAACUUUAAGAACACCUCCACGCCAGAGUAUUAGCCAAGUAUCGGGUGAAGGAAGGAUUUUUACUCGAAGAUCAACUCAGCCAUCCAAUUUUGAACGAAAGUGUGUGGCAGCUAGAGGAGAUAGAGGAGCUCAACAACAGCAGAUUACAAAGGCGGACAAGGUACCAGAGGAGAAUUUGGAAUCGAUACGCCAAUGGCAAAAGCAUUAUAGGAAGAGUUUUCCCAAAUUCGUCUUCUACUUUGAGAGUAUACCAGAAGAUGCCCGACUUAAAUAUACUAAACAAGUCCUCGCCCUAGGUGCACGCGACGAAAAAUUCUUCUCGAAUGAGGUCACUCAUGUCGUCACCACUCGAUCAAUUCCACCGGAGACCCCAUUUACUUCUUCAACUACCGCCGAGUUACAUUCGCAACACGGCACUAUUAACCCAUCUUUGCUAGACAGAUCAUCCGAGACUGCAGAUUCAAGGGAAUCUCGAUCAAAGUUUACAUUUGAAGCUCCAGGCGGUAGAAGACUUAAUACACAAGGACAUGAUGGAGACACAAGACGACAACAAGUCCGUAGCUCGGAUGUACUAUACAAGGCGCGAGAAUUGGGGAUGAAGAUAUGGGCAUUGGAGAAGUUGCAACGAAUGAUGACAACUAUGUUUGACACGGACACUGGUUACCAAACAGCACAUAAUCACAACACAAGGAGUCAUUCCGUUCAGGGUGGGACGAUUAGCAGAGGCCGAGAAGCUGACCUAUCCCAAUUAUUGAGGAAUGAACGAAUUUAUGGACCAUCCGAUCGAGACCUCAGCGUCGCUACAAAAGAAAUGACUAUAUUCAGAGGGCCUUAUAUCUACAUUCACGAUAUCGAUGAAAAGCAAAAGCCAAUUAUGGUUCGAGAAUAUAACAAAGUUGCCCGCAAAGAAGAGGGGGAUUGGCCUCAAUUCCGUAGUGUUGCAAAUGGCAAGUGUCCAUUUGUGGAGGAAGUAGAGUACAGUCGCCGUGAGGUGGAGAAAGAAAAGGAAUUGAUCCGUAUCCAAAGGCAAAAGGAAAAGGAGAGAGCUGCAGUUCCAAGGACAAGAGCUGCUGCUGCGGUAGAAGCAGCUCAAAUGCAACCACCAAAGGCAAUCAGCAAACGAGCACUAUCUCAACUUGAUGAUGGAGGAAAUAGAAGCGUUACCGUCUCGACAAAUCAAGCUAACCCAUUUGACACUGAUAGAAGUAAUCGUACAGAACUUGAGUCUUCUUCUCGAGGUCAAAACGCGUUCGUCAGUCGUGCUGGCGUUGGUAGAUUGUUUGGAGGUGAGCCUGUUGCGUCGGGAGUUCAACCAUCGAACAUUACUUCUGCUAUUCGCUCUCAAAUGAUUUCUUCAACUGCAGCUCAACCUGGACUCAAAGCUGGAACAAGCAAAGAGAUACAUGGUUUGCAGAGAAAGGUUCUUGAGAAGACGAAUGGUGGAACUGGAUCCCAUCGUUUGACUGACAUCACUGCCGCUGUAAGAGAAGAUACAGCUACUCGCCCUGCGAAGCGUGAGGCACAAAAGAAACUUGGUGUAAUCGAAGAAGAUGAUGUUCCUACAGAAAAAGAAGAAGCGGCAAGAAAGAUGGAAGCUUCUCGCAAAGCAAAAGCUGUUCAGCAAAGAAAGCUUGAGAAGCGUGAUCCAAAGCCCGGAUACUGUGAAAAUUGCGCCGAUAAAUUUGAAGACUUUGAUGAGCAUGUCGUCUCACGCAAACAUCGUAAAUUCGCGGAGAAGCUCGAGAAUUGGAAAGAACUCGACGCCUUGUUAAAUCAACUGGUUCGACCUCUUUUAUAA
This is a messenger RNA of Botrytis byssoidea, 1971 nucleotides long. RefSeq lists its product as uncharacterized. Lineage: Eukaryota; Fungi; Ascomycota; Leotiomycetes; Helotiales; Sclerotiniaceae. The transcript has 3 exons. Gene Ontology annotation, molecular function: protein serine/threonine kinase activator activity; zinc ion binding; nucleic acid binding. Gene Ontology annotation, cellular component: nucleus; Dbf4-dependent protein kinase complex. The record is from RefSeq and is a predicted model, not a curated record. Bases 1 to 1971 code for a protein of 656 amino acids. Gene Ontology annotation, biological process: regulation of cell cycle phase transition; positive regulation of nuclear cell cycle DNA replication.